UGGUAGUUUUGGUCUAAACCCCUCCCGUUCUCUGCUACGAACCACUUUACCGGACAAAAGACUUGAGCAAUAAGGAAGGGAAAAGGAAGCAUCGACAAAUAUUUGGCUGGAUUUACUGCGAGAGAGGCCAAACGCCUCAAUUAUACAUCACCAUGUCCGAAUUCAACGGCCGCAGCGCCCCGAAUUUCUCCGAAUACCUCCAGGACUUGAAUGCAAUUCCAUCGCAAUACGACCUCGCCAACCAGCAGCAACAGGAAACCUUCAAUAUUGAUUCUGAAUUAUCCCUGUUUACAAACACCGAGUUCUUUGACUUCGACAAGCUCGGGGAUUUGAAAAUUCCGUCGUUUGAGCCCGUGGAGGAAACCGAGCAGAAUGCCUCUCGGAAUUCUGAUAUGGAAUUUCUGGACCUCCUAGGUGAGGGAUUUGGCAACGUAAACGACUUUCAGUCCCCCGAUGUGAACUCGAUGAACAAUUCCACCAUGUCUACGCAAAACAACCAGUUAUCAGUCAUGCCAUCCAUGCCGAACAGACUCGCUGAUAAUCAUGUCUCACCGAACUCGUCCUCCUCAACUACCUCUCCAGCAUCCAUCACGUCGGCCUCCCAGCCUCCCGCCCCUGCUCCUGCUUCUACCGCCGUUACGGGGUCCCUUGCUACAGGACCGAAGCGCAAGAACACGCAGAAGACACCUAUCAUGAGUGUGGAGGAGGCUGCGCGAGUCGCCGCGGAAGAGGAUAAACGUCGUCGCAAUACUGCUGCUAGCGCCAGAUUCCGAGUGAAGAAGAAGCUCCGGGAACAAGCGCUGGAGAAUACUGUUAAGGAGACCUCCGAAAAGAAUGCUGCCCUUGAGGCGCGUGUGACCGCGCUGGAGCUCGAGAACCAGUGGCUGAAGAACCUGAUCACAGAGAAGAACGGCAAGUCAGCCGAGGAAGGAAAGAAGGCCGAGACCAACAUCACAGACAUGUUUAAGAGGUUCCUCGCAGCACAGAGGGCUAACGCUGAGAGGAGUAGCGGCGAGUCCAAGAUCGGAGUUGGAACUGCAUGAUGCGUCUAAGAGAAGAAAAAAAAAAAGGAAAAAAAAAAAAGAGAGAGUGUGUGAAGGAUAAUGGUUGCUGUUUUGGCUUUCCGCGUAAAUUUAGCCUUGAGAUCACUGUCCAUAUUAUUGUCUUUAAUUUUUCGAGGUGACGAAGGCGUCUCACAGCACAAGUUUGGUGGGAGGCAUGAGUGAUGAUUACCAUGAAUGCAGAUAGCAGACUCGGCAGUCUGUACG
Molecule: messenger RNA, 1268 nt
Organism: Aspergillus ochraceoroseus IBT 24754
Lineage: Eukaryota; Fungi; Ascomycota; Eurotiomycetes; Eurotiales; Aspergillaceae
Product: putative bZIP transcription factor (MetR)
Exons: 2
Coding region: 153-1043 (296 amino acids)
Biological process (GO): regulation of transcription by RNA polymerase II
Cellular component (GO): nucleus
Molecular function (GO): RNA polymerase II transcription regulatory region sequence-specific DNA binding; DNA-binding transcription activator activity, RNA polymerase II-specific
Source: RefSeq, a predicted model, not a curated record